Sebastes umbrosus (honeycomb rockfish) is the source of this 1942-nucleotide messenger RNA. It is a transcript of the gene l2hgdh, whose product is annotated as L-2-hydroxyglutarate dehydrogenase. The transcript is spliced from 10 exons. The record is from RefSeq and is a predicted model, not a curated record. Gene Ontology annotation, molecular function: (S)-2-hydroxy-acid oxidase activity; (S)-2-hydroxyglutarate dehydrogenase activity. Bases 121 to 1458 code for a protein of 445 amino acids. Lineage: Eukaryota; Metazoa; Chordata; Actinopteri; Perciformes; Sebastidae.
UGAGCAGCACAGGGAGGAGGAGGAACACAUACAUAACACUACUCAGGGAGGGAGAAAAGACUUUCUGACAGUUGCACGAUGAAGAAUCGACUGUGAGGUGCUUUUAUAAACGUUGUGACGAUGAUCCGGAAACUCAGCGGUGCGACUUUUAAGGCUGUUGGAGCAGCGAAGCCGAUAAAGGACGUUACAACCAGACGGCUGCACAGCACGUAUGACGUGGCCGUGGUUGGGGGCGGCAUCGUCGGCCUGGCGACAGUCAGAGAGCUCAGCCUGAGACACCCGUCCCUCAGCUUCAUCCUGCUGGAGAAAGAGAAAGAGCUCGCUGUGCACCAGAGUGGGCACAACAGUGGAGUCAUUCACAGCGGGAUCUACUACACGCCGGGGUCUCUGAAGGCCCGUCUGUGUGUGCGAGGAGCCACUUUAGCCUACGAGUACUGUGACAAGAAAGAACUCCCUUACAAGAAAUGUGGAAAGCUCAUCGUGGCCACGGAGCAGGAGGAGAUACCCAGACUGCAGGCUCUGUAUGAGCGCGGCAUGAAGAACAACGUGCGUGACCUCACUAUCGUCGAUGCCAAGGGAAUCCGAGAGCGAGAGCCGUACUGCAGGGGUAUCAUGGCUUUGGAUUCGCCGUACACCGGCAUCGUAGACUGGAGGAUGGUGGCUCUCCGGUACGGCCAAGACUUUGUGGAGGCGGGCGGCACGGUGGUAACUGAAUCUGAAGUCAAUGACAUUUCCAUGGUCAAGGAGAGCCCAUCCGGGAGCACUGAAGGAAUGAAAUAUCCAAUCGCAGUCACAGACAAAAAGGGUAAAGAGGUGCGAUGCCGUUACGUCCUGACCUGUGGAGGCCUGUACUCAGACCGCCUGUCUCAGAUAUCCGGAUGCAGUCGAGAGCCGCGGAUCGUCCCCUUCAGAGGAGAUUAUCUGGUCCUGAAACCAGAGAAACACUAUCUGGUCAAAGGCAACAUCUACCCUGUGCCUGACCCGGCAUUCCCCUUCCUUGGAGUUCACUUCACCCCGAGGAUGAAUGGGGAUGUUUGGCUCGGCCCCAACGCCGUCCUCGCCUUCAAGCGGGAGGGUUACAAAAUCUACGACUUCAACGUUCGAGACUUUGUAGAUGCUCUCUCCUUCAGAGGCCUUCAGAAGCUGGUGAUGAGGAACAUUAUGUACGGAGUCGGAGAGAUGUAUAGAGGGGUUUUCAUCAGUGCACAGGUUAAACUCCUGCAGAAAUACAUCCCUGAAAUCUCUCGGAGUGACGUGCUCAGGGGUCCUGCAGGAGUUCGAGCUCAGGCUCUCGACCGAGAGGGAAACCUCGUGGAUGACUUUGUGUUCGACGGCGGGGUCGGGGACGUGGGCAGCCGGGUGCUCCACGUGCGUAACGCUCCCUCGCCGGCGGCCACCUCCUCCCUCGCCAUCGCUGAAAUGGUGGCAGACGAGGUGGAGAGCCGUUUCGCGCUGUAGAGCGACAUGGUGAUCGCAGAAGGAAAAAACAAAAUAAUCCAGCUUGAGGCGGCUAAGGAAACCAUGUUAUAUCAAGCCGUCACUACCUCAGCAUCACUGUCACCAUGGACACAUUUUUAUUCCAGGUCAGGCCUUAAUUUAGGGGGGAAGUAUCACAUAUUUGAUAUUUGAUCUUUUUAAGACUUUUUACUUUAGUAAUGCUGUUUUUAAAUUGCGUAAUAUGUUAACGCCACCUCAUUUCAAGUAAAAACUAUUUUUUCUGCACUACAUUUCUAUCUAAAAAGAAAGUGCAUCAUGAGUUACUGUUAGUGAAGCUUCAAUAAUAUGUGAACAUAACUUUUUUUGGUGAUUGACCAUUUUUGAUAUGCUACAUCUACCGAUUAUUUACAUUGUCAAUUAAUCCGUUGAUUAUUUUCUCGAUUAAUCGAUUAGUUGUUUGGUCUAUAAAAUGUCAGAAAAAGGUGAAAAAUGUUGAUCAGUGUUU